Molecule: messenger RNA, 958 nt
Organism: Lycium ferocissimum
Lineage: Eukaryota; Viridiplantae; Streptophyta; Magnoliopsida; Solanales; Solanaceae
Product: endo-1,3;1,4-beta-D-glucanase-like
Exons: 8
Coding region: 1-780 (259 amino acids)
Molecular function (GO): hydrolase activity
Source: RefSeq, a predicted model, not a curated record
AUGUCAGGGCCUGAAUGCUGCGAGAACCCACCCAAUUUGAGCGCAAGUAGGGGACAGCGAGGAGGGUCUGUAUUAGAAGUUGGAGGGUUCAAGACAUACGUAUGUGGUCCUUCCAAUUCCAAACACGCCAUCCUCCUUGUCUCUGACGUUUUUGGUUAUGAAGCCCCAAAUCUGAGGAAGCUUGCUGACAAAGUUGCAGCUGAAGGAUACUAUGUGGUGGUUCCUGAUUUUCUUUAUGGUGAUCCUUAUAGUCCUGAAAAUACGGAGAAGCCUUUAUCAAUCUGGAUACAAUCACAUGGAACAGAUAAAGGAUUUGAAGAUGCAAAACAGGUUGUUGCAGCUCUAAAAGAUAAAGGUAUAUCUGCAAUUGGAGCUGCAGGGUUUUGCUGGGGUGCAAAGGUGGUUACUGACCUAGCUAAGUCUGAUUACAUUCAAGCUGCAGCGCUAUUGCACCCAUCAUUAGUCAAGGUUGAUGAUUUCAAAGAGGUGAAGGCACCAAUAGCUAUUUUAGCUGCUGAGAUAGAUAAAAUCUCUCCUCCGGAGCUUAUUAAGCAGUUUGAAGAGAUUUUAUCAUCAAGAUCUGAGGUGGACAGCUUUGUCAAAAUAUUUCCUAGUGUUAAGCAUGGGUGGACAGUGAGAUACAAUGUUGAAGACAAAGAGGCUGUGCUGCGUGCUGAAGAAGCCCACUGCGACAUGUUGGAUUGGCUUACCAAGCAUGUCAAGUACAGUCAGAAGGGAAGUGAAUUUAGCAGUGUCCGAGGUGCCUGUUCCUCUAUGUGACUUGACUAUUACUUAGAUGACACAAGCAAACAACUACAACGAAUUUGCAGUAUGCUUCAUCAGUAACUCCAUACAAUGUCAGUGUAGUGACUCUACUUUAGAGUUAUGUUCGCUCCAUAAACGAGACAUAAGAUGUCCGGUUUAAAUCUGUUCAGGACCAUGUGUAUGAUCGCCAAGU